This is a messenger RNA of Symphalangus syndactylus (siamang), 3912 nucleotides long. It is a transcript of the gene STIM2, whose product is annotated as stromal interaction molecule 2. Lineage: Eukaryota; Metazoa; Chordata; Mammalia; Primates; Hylobatidae. The record is from RefSeq and is a predicted model, not a curated record. Gene Ontology annotation, cellular component: endoplasmic reticulum; plasma membrane. Gene Ontology annotation, biological process: activation of store-operated calcium channel activity; store-operated calcium entry; intracellular calcium ion homeostasis. Gene Ontology annotation, molecular function: protein binding; calcium channel regulator activity; calcium ion binding.
CGCCGCGGCGGCGGCGGCGGCGGCGGCGCGGGCGCUGGGGCUGGUGUUUGGCGGCGCCAGAGCAGCGGUUCCCGGUCUCGCCGCAGCAGCAGCGCGGGUGUCGUGCACUGCCUGAAGACGCCGUACCUUUCUACCCAUCACCUUUUUUUUUUUUUUUUUUUUUUUUAAAUAACCGGAACCAAUGAACGCAGCCGGGAUCAGAGCUCCGGAGGCCGCCGGUGCCGACGGGACCAGGCUGGCGCCCGGCGGGAGCCAGCGUCUGAGGCGGCGGGGGCGGCCGGAGGAGUCGCCGGCAACGGUGGCGGCGCCUCGCGGAGCGGGCGAGCUGCAGGCGGCCGGGGCGCCGCUGAGCUUUCACCCGGCUCCUCCUCGGCGCCCUCAUCCCGCCUCGACUCCCGGCCCAGCCUGGGGCUGGCUGCGGCGGCGGCGGCGCUGGGCUGCGUUGCUGGUGCUCGGGCUGCUGGUAGCCGGAGCGGCGGACGGAUGCGAGCUUGUGCCCCGGCACCUCCGCGGGCGGCGGGCGACUGGCUCUGCCGCAACUGCCGCCUCCUCUCCCGCCGCGGCGGCCGGCGACAGCCCGGCGGUCAUGACAGAUCCCUGCAUGUCACUGAGUCCACCAUGCUUUACAGAAGAAGACAGAUUUAGUCUGGAAGCUCUUCAAACAAUACAUAAACAAAUGGAUGAUGACAAAGAUGGUGGAAUUGAAGUAGAGGAAAGUGAUGAAUUCAUCAGAGAAGAUAUGAAAUAUAAAGAUGCUACUAAUAAACACAGCCAUCUGCACAGAGAAGAUAAACAUAUAACGAUUGAGGAUUUAUGGAAACGAUGGAAAACAUCAGAAGUUCAUAAUUGGACCCUUGAAGACACUCUUCAGUGGUUGAUAGAGUUUGUUGAACUACCCCAAUAUGAGAAGAAUUUUAGAGACAACAAUGUCAAAGGAACGACGCUUCCCAGGAUAGCAGUGCACGAGCCUUCAUUUAUGAUCUCCCAGUUGAAAAUCAGUGACCGGAGUCACAGACAAAAGCUUCAGCUCAAGGCAUUGGAUGUGGUUUUGUUUGGACCUCUAACACGCCCACCUCAUAACUGGAUGAAAGAUUUUAUCCUCACAGUUUCUAUAGUAAUUGGUGUUGGAGGGUGCUGGUUUGCUUAUACGCAGAAUAAGACAUCAAAAGAACAUGUUGCAAAAAUGAUGAAAGAUUUAGAGAGCUUACAAACUGCAGAGCAAAGUCUAAUGGACUUACAAGAGAGGCUUGAAAAGGCACAGGAAGAAAACAGAAAUGUUGCUGUAGAAAAGCAAAAUUUAGAGCGCAAAAUGAUGGAUGAAAUCAAUUAUGCAAAGGAGGAGGCUUGUCGGCUGAGAGAGCUAAGGGAGGGAGCUGAAUGUGAAUUGAGUAGACGUCAGUAUGCAGAACAGGAAUUGGAACAGGUUCGCAUGGCUCUGAAAAAGGCCGAAAAAGAAUUUGAACUGAGAAGCAGUUGGUCUGUUCCAGAUGCACUUCAGAAAUGGCUUCAGUUAACACAUGAAGUAGAAGUGCAGUACUACAAUAUUAAAAGACAAAACGCUGAAAUGCAGCUAGCUAUUGCUAAAGAUGAGGUUGCUGCUUCAUAUCUGAUUCAGGCAGAAAAAAUUAAAAAGAAGAGAAGCACAGUCUUUGGGACUCUGCACGUUGCACACAGCUCCUCCCUGGAUGAGGUAGACCACAAAAUUCUGGAAGCAAAGAAAGCUCUCUCUGAGUUGACAACUUGUUUACGAGAACGACUUUUUCGCUGGCAACAAAUUGAGAAGAUCUGUGGCUUUCAGAUAGCCCAUAACUCAGGACUCCCCAGCCUGACCUCUUCCCUUUAUUCUGAUCACAGCUGGGUGGUGAUGCCCAGAGUCUCCAUUCCACCCUAUCCAAUUGCUGGAGGAGUUGAUGACUUAGAUGAAGACACACCUCCAAUAGUGUCACAAUUUCCCGGGACCAUGGCUAAACCUCCUGGAUCAUUAGCCAGAAGCAGCAGCCUGUGCCGUUCGCGCCGCAGCAUUGUGCCGUCCUCGCCUCAGCCUCAGCGAGCUCAGCUUGCUCCACACGCCCCCCACCCGUCACACCCUCGGCACCCUCACCACCCCCAGCACACACCACACUCCUUGCCUUCCCCUGAUCCAGAUAUCCUCUCAGUGUCAAGUUGCCCUGCGCUUUAUCGAAGUGAAGAGGAGGAAGAGGCCAUUUACUUCUCUGCUGAAAAGCAAUGGGAAGUGCCAGACACAGCUUCAGAAUGUGACUCCUUAAAUUCUUCCAUUGGAAGGAAACAGUCUCCUCCUUUAAGCCUCGAGAUAUACCAAACAUUAUCUCCGCGAAAGGUAUCAAGAGAUGAGGUGUCCCUAGAGGAUUCCUCCCGAGGGGAUUCGCCUGUAACUGUAGAUGUGUCUUGGGUUUCUCCCGACUGUGUAGGUCUGACAGAAACUAAGAGUAUGAUCUUCAGUCCUGCAAGCAAAGUGUACAAUGGCAUUUUGGAGAAAUCCUGUAGCAUGAACCAGCUUUCCAGUGGCAUCCCGGUGCCUAAGCCUCGCCACACAUCAUGUUCCUCAGCUGGCAAUGACAGUAAACCAGUUCAGGAAGCCCCAAGUGUUGCCAGAAUAAGCAGCAUCCCACAUGACCUUUGUCAUAAUGGAGAGAAAAGCAAAAAGCCAUCAAAAAUCAAAAGCCUUUUUAAGAAGAAAUCUAAGUGAACUGGCUGACUUGAUGGAAUCCUGUUCAAGUGGCAUCUGUAAACUAUUAUCCCCCACCCUCCACUCCCCACCUUUUUUUUUGGUUUCUUUUAAUUUUAGGAAUGUAACUCCAUUGGGGCUUUCCAGGCCGGAUGCCAUAGUGGAACGUCCAGAAGGGCAACUGUCUACUGUCUGCUUAUUUAAGUGACUAUAUAUAAUCAAUUCAUCAAGCCAGUUAUUACUGAAAAAUCAUUGAAAUGAGACAGUUUACAGUCAUUUCUGCCUAUUUAUUUCUGCUUUGUUCUUAGUGAUGUAUAUGCAACAUUUUGUUGAAAGCCACUAUGGACUUACAAGCUUUAAUGGACUCGUAAGCCAGCAUGGGCUUGCAAAAAUUUCUUGUUUACCAGAGCAUCUUCUUAUCUUUCCACAGAGCUAUUUACAUCCUGGACUAAAUAACUUAAAAGAAGUAAAACUAAUUGCACUACUGUUUUCCAGACUGGAAAAAAAAAAAAAUCUCUGCAAGUGAAACUGUAUAGAGUUUAUAAAAUGACUAUGGAUAGGGGACUGUUUUCACUUUUAGAUCAAAAUGGGUUUUUAAGUAGAACCUAGGGUUUCUAAUUGACUUGAUUUGUGGAAAUGAAAACCCACACUUUUAUCAUGGGAAGCUUCUUUAACUGCAUUUACUAUUGUGAAGUUUCAAGUCCCGCUGUAAAGAUCAUGUUGUUUUGUUUUCCCCAGGGCUUUCACUGUGAUUUACUGCAUUGCAGGCUGUAUGAUAAAAUAUACAUAAUUUAAAGAGAGAAGGCUCUUGAUUCCUUAUGCAAGUGGAAGAGUUGAAACUUGAUUGAAGGACUUAAAACAUUCACAACCUUAAGCCGAGGUGGGGGAUAUGGGGAUUCAGGCAAUUGUUUACACACUUUGAAUAACUGCAAAGGAUUUAUGGUUUGUGAAAAAUGUGUACUGUGGAAAAGAUAAUAAAUUGGAGACAUUACUGUGUGGGAUUGUGCUGAUUUUUGUUGAUAACACUCCACAAAAAACACUAUAUGUUUUCUGGAGAGCUGUGUAAGCUGUCUUGUUGCUUAGUUGCAAUAUAAGAAAUAGUGAUGUUUUGGACGUAAGUUGUCAACAAAUUUCUAUUUUAUAUUGUUUGUCAUAUUUUUAUGUAGUUUGAAAUGUAUAAAUGUUCUAAUAUCAAGAUUAACAAAUACAAAUUUAUGGUGCGUUUA